AUGUUUUGUAGGGCACACAAGCCGGACGUGGGGAUCACGCCGUCGUCUUCGUGCGUGUUUGCGGCAAAAGUAGCUAAAAAGGCAUCCAAAUAUUUCGCUGAGGAUAUUUUCAAAUCAACUGUAGAGUAUGUCGGACAACGAAGACAACUUCGAUGACGGAGAUUUUGAUGAUGCCGAAGAGGACGAGGGAUUAGAUGAUUUGGAAAACGCGGAAGACGAGGACCAGGAGAAUGUACAAAUCCUACCAGCAGGGGAGGGCCAGCAAGCCAACCAGAAGAGGAUAACAACACAAUACAUGACAAAAUAUGAGAGAGCCAGAGUUCUGGGCACUAGAGCUCUGCAGAUAGCAAUGUGUGCACCUGUCAUGGUGGAGCUGGAAGGAGAAACGGACCCCUUACAAAUCGCUAUGAAAGAGCUCAAGUGUGGAAAGAUCCCCAUCAUCAUCCGCAGGUACCUUCCAGACGGAAGCUAUGAAGACUGGGGCUGCGAUGAGCUCAUCAUAAGUGAUUAAGAAGUAAAGCUGCUAAAGCUAAAGUGACCGCCGUUGUACCAGCAGUCAAGCACACACUGGGAACAACAGUGUAGUCUUCAUUCCUCAAAAGCUGCCACGAGACUGUCUUGAACAUUCAAUCAAAAACAAACUUCACUCUUCUGUUGAGCUGUUGCGCAGCAGCAUUAGAAGUAAGCGCCACAAGAUGGAGAUGUAACUUUAAUUGAACGUUUAACAAAAUAAGCCUGUGUAUUUUUCCAUUUGAUGUUUUGCUGGAGACGUGAUUAUUGUAAACAAAAUGUUUUAUUGUUUUGAAUAAACUUUUGAAUUACUAA
Messenger RNA from Dunckerocampus dactyliophorus (ringed pipefish), 825 nucleotides. It is a transcript of the gene polr2f, whose product is annotated as RNA polymerase II, I and III subunit F. Gene Ontology annotation, molecular function: DNA binding; DNA-directed RNA polymerase activity. Gene Ontology annotation, cellular component: nucleus; RNA polymerase I complex; RNA polymerase III complex. The transcript is spliced from 5 exons. Bases 128 to 511 code for a protein of 127 amino acids. NCBI's taxonomy places the organism in Eukaryota, Metazoa, Chordata, Actinopteri, Syngnathiformes, Syngnathidae. Gene Ontology annotation, biological process: DNA-templated transcription. The record is from RefSeq and is a predicted model, not a curated record.